Camponotus floridanus (Florida carpenter ant) is the source of this 2219-nucleotide messenger RNA. RefSeq lists its product as uncharacterized. Bases 151 to 798 code for a protein of 215 amino acids. Lineage: Eukaryota; Metazoa; Arthropoda; Insecta; Hymenoptera; Formicidae. The transcript has 5 exons. The record is from RefSeq and is a predicted model, not a curated record.
UUUGUCCGCCAACGACGGCGACGCAACGUAAAACGCUCUGCGUGGCAGUGUCGUUUCGCGAAACACGAUCGUGAAUCAUGUUUCGGUAAUUCCUGCUGUUCCCCGACGUGCCACGGUUUCUUCCUUCGUCCGUCGAAAGGGACAACAACAAUGGUAUCGCUGGAGGACAGUUGGAAAGAGGCUACGGAAGGUCUGGACGCUGCGGUUUGCGAUGCUUGGUUCACGCGUCUGCAAGAGAUCUAUUCAGAAGAGAAACGUACGUACCACAAUCUGGACUCGCUCAGGGAGAAGUUGAACCAUUACUAUGAAAUCAAAGGAAAUCUAAAAAAUCCACGUGCCGUCCUGCUUGCCAUAUUCUUUCAAAAUUUUGAAUACGAUCCCAAAGCUCUAGAUGGUGAAGACAAAAAUCUCGAACACUUCAAUACUUUUGCCGAUGAAGCCGAAAUUCCGUUGGACGCGGAGCUCAGAGAAGAAACAUGCGCCUUGCUUAAAGUGGCAGCGACUCAUAGCACCGAGGCGCAUAAAGUAGGGGGUGCAUUCGGUGGUGAGGAUGCUCAUUACUUUCUGGACCUGGACAUGGCGAUACUCGGCUCCUCUCCGGAUAGUUACGCUGAAUACAGGGAACGAAUACGCGGAGAAUAUUCCUUUCUCAGCGAACCCAUGUACACGGCACUGCGACUGAAGGUGUUGCAGAAUUUCCUGCAGAUCCCGAACAUCUUCGCCACCAUGGAGUUUCGCGACAAGCUGGAGGAACAGGCGCGCCAGAACAUUCAGGCGGAAGUGGAAUUGCUGUCUUAGAAUUCUUCGUCGUUUCAUUUUCCGAGGGUUCAAACCGAGGACGAUUCACGCAGAAAAUCAGGAACUCUCUCGCCGGGACUCGCUGUCGAACAAAUAAUGAUGCAAAUGAUUUCAAUGCCUACCUCACAGAGAGAAAUACUUUAACGCAGGUUUCGCAAACAUGUAGGGCAAACAUUGAAUAAGAGUCUCUUAUGAUCAAGAGAAGAAUAUUAAAACUGUUAUUAUUUUCUUUGGAUUCGUCAUUAAAUUAAAUGUUUAAUGCGUUGUUUCAUAGUUUUUCUUUUCUUAUAAAAAUAUAAAAAUGACAAGUUAAAUUUAAAUUUAAAUUCAAUUAAACUUUCUUAUAAAUCAUUUUUUCUUAUAAAUUUAAGCGAGGCUUUUUAUCGCACAAUUUUACUAAUUGUUUAUUUAAGAGUCUUCUUCUUGAUUAAAAAGUGCUUGUAAUUAUUUAUAUAAUGUCGAUGUAUUAUUAAAUAGCUAAACGCGGAAGAUAUUAGUCUAAUUUAAUCGUAAGUAAAGUAAUUAUUUUUUUACUAGUAAUGAUUUUAAUUUAAUAAUUGUUUAAUAGGUCGAUGAAAUUAUUUUGCCAUUGACGUUAGAUAAUGAAAAAUGAAAUUUUGCAAAUAUAACGACAGUUUGUCGUGAUAUUAAGAUACAUUAGGAUUUGUAAGUGGAAUUGACGUGUCGAUUAAUGUGUAAUAUGAAUAUAUGUAUAUUUUAGAGAGCGUAUUUUUCGCGCUACUCUUUGUGCAGCAAAACUUUGCUACUUUCGAUAAAUAUUUAACUUUACACAGUCAUGCCCACAGAACUUUCGACUGACACAUAUUGUAAAGAUCUUCAUAAUCCUUAAAUAAUUUUCAAAGCAUGUUCUAGUCAUUGCCUAUGGUUUAUUACAAAAUAAUUAACAAAUAAAAGAUUGAGUACUUUUUAGUAGAAAAAUAAAAACUAAUGAAAAAUAAUUAUACAAUUGUACGGUUUGACGGUGUAAAGAUACAAAUUUAUCCCAUUUUUGUCUUUGCAUAUUCCUCCUGAGGACUUCUUGAGAAAAAAAAUUGUCAGAAUUCUUCAGAAAUCUCGAGAGAUUUCAAAAGAAUUCGAAAGCUCCUUGCAAAAUGCAUGCCUGUACAUCAUCAGAGAUCUAUCUCUAAAGCAAGCACUUACAUUUUUUUAUCUUUACUGAUAAUGCGUCGUCGAAUUUUAUGCAAGUUAAAAUUAAUUACUGCUAAACAAAAUGUAUUUUAAGGCUCGUAUCAAAAUGUUAACAAAAAGUUAACAGAAUAAAUGUUAACAGAAAGAGUGAGUUGUUAAAUAAUGAUUAAGAUGCAGCGUUUUUUUGAAAAGAUCGAAAAGAUCGGCGAUGGAAAUAUUACAAACAAUGUACAAUGAAAAUUAAAGAAGAUUAUUAAGUAUAUCUCACAUUA